Molecule: messenger RNA, 1646 nt
Organism: Amaranthus tricolor (Joseph's coat)
Lineage: Eukaryota; Viridiplantae; Streptophyta; Magnoliopsida; Caryophyllales; Amaranthaceae
Product: probable protein phosphatase 2C 58
Exons: 7
Coding region: 321-1544 (407 amino acids)
Biological process (GO): protein dephosphorylation
Cellular component (GO): cytosol; nucleus
Molecular function (GO): protein serine/threonine phosphatase activity
Source: RefSeq, a predicted model, not a curated record
AAUGGAGUUGACAAAAGCAGACAGGAGAGAUGGAGUCAAAGGAAGGACCAUAAAACGCGUAAUGGAAACAGCGGGUCCCACCGCCAAAAAGCAGUCCAAUCCACCCCCAAAUAUGUCAAAAAAAGUCGUCUUCAUUGUCACAACUCACAAGUAAUCACAGUCACAGCCAAUCAGUGUUCUCCAGCUGUCCCUUUCACUUCUGUAAAUUCAAUUCAUCUACUCCUUCCAACUACCUUCUACCCUUUUGUCUUUGUUCUUUUAGUGAACUAAUUCCUACUAAUCCAAUUCUCUCUGGACUGUCUUUUGGAAUUUCUAUUAUCAUGACUGCAAGAGAAAUUCUUCAUAAGAUGAAGGUUAAAGCUGGGUUUAGUUCAGCACCAGCUGACACCGGAAAAGGAAAAGGCAAAAUGUUAAAGCAUAUUACACACGGUUUUCAUCUCGUCAAAGGAAAAGCAAAUCAUCCCAUGGAAGACUUCCUUGUUUCUCAAUUCAAACAAGUUGAAGAUAAAGAGCUUGGUUUGUUUGCCAUUUUUGAUGGGCAUAUGGGCCACGAUGUCGCUAAUUACUUGCAAUCUCAUCUCUUUCAAAACAUCUUAAAACAGCCAGACUUUUGGACUGAGCCAGAAACUGCAAUCAGGAAUGCAUAUGAUAAAACCGACACAGAAAUUCUCGAAAAAGUACGAAUCUUGGGUAAAGGUGGCUCCACUGCUGUCACCGCUAUCCUUCUUGAUGGCCAAACACUCAUGGUUGCGAAUGUGGGUGAUUCUCGUGCUGUCAUUUGCAACAAUGGAGAGGCUACACAACUAUCGGUGGAUCAUGAUCCGGGAAAAGAGAAGACGGAAAUUGAGAAUCGGGGGGGUUUUGUAUCAAAUAUUCCAGGUGAUGUACCACGUGUUGAUGGACAAUUGGCGGUUGCGAGGGCAUUUGGAGAUAAGAGCUUGAAGAUUCAUCUUAGUUCAGAACCCCAUGUACAAAAGGUGAAGAUCGAUGAUACUACCGAGUUUUUGAUCCUGGCUAGUGAUGGUUUAUGGAAGGUGAUGACAAACCAAGAAGCUGUGGACGCCAUCAAACACAUCAAGGACGCUCAGUCAGCUGCAAAGCACCUGACUGAAGCGGCCGUUUCUAGGAAAAGCAAGGAUGACAUAUCUUGCAUAGUUGUAAGGAUACCCUUCACGAAUAUCUCGGUUAUGUUAGCGGCUCACAAUGCAUAUUCAGAUCGCGCAAAUGCUUUGUUGACAGUUCAGACACUUCUGUCAGAGGUAUCCUCUUUGCAAUCUAGGGCUGAAAAGCUAGAAAGUGCAUCUUCUAGAGUCUUUGGUGGUGAUAAGACCAGAAAUUACAAGCUGGAAGAGUUGAAAGAAACCUUGAAAAUUACUGAAGACUCGAAAAACUGUGCAGUCCGAGAGUAUGAGCAAAUCAAGGAACUGGACUUAAAUACAACUACAUUUGGGAAAAAUUUGUCAGUGAGGGUAAUCAAAUUGUUCAGCCAGCUCUUGAUUCACUCUCAGGUUUGUGUAGCUUUCCUGCUACAAGAAGGCAAAUAGAGUAUGACAUGCGUAUUUAUUGGGCCAAGGCGGGGUAUCACAUUGGAGAUGGACCUCUUUUUCUUCAUAAAACUUGGUACAAACAACUUAAGUCAAUGUUCC